AUGGCGGAUGGAUGCGCGGACGCGGGCGCGGGCGCGGCGGCGGACGCGGUGGCAGAGGCGGAGGCGGGCGCGAUAGAGAACGCGGCGCGCGGCGCAGCGCUCGAAAGGGCAUAUGUGCACGAUGUCUACGAACAAGCGGGCGAGGACGGCGACGAAUCACCAAGGGCUCCCGCGCCUGGCGUUCAGGCCUUCCUCUCAGAUCUCGACCCUGGAAGCCUUGUUUGCGAUGUCGGGUGUGGCAACGGCAAAUACUUAAGCGUGAAUCCGUCAGUGUUUUCGGUGGGCGGUGAUCGGUGCACGCGACUCGCUGCGCACGCGCGGCAUCACAACAAUGAGGUGGUGGUAUGCGACAACUUAUGCUUACCUUUCCGCGACGAGUCAUUCGAUGCGGUGCUGUCGAUCGCGGUGGUACACCACUUCGCGACCGUCGAGCGCCGCGCGAUGGCUCUGCGCGAGCUGGCCAGGGUCACCCGGAUCGGUGGUCGGUUGCUGCUCACCGUUUGGGCUAUGGAGCACGAGGGGAGAAACUUCCAUUCACAGGAUGUCCUGAUACCCUGGCACAGACCGGCCACUUUAUGUCCACCUACACCAACUCCGAGAUUCUUGUCAGUUGAUCAUGAUCACAAUAUCGAGCCAUGGAAAAGUAGAGACGGAUCUCCUGGUUCGUCGUCGCUUUCAUCGCCUAACGAAACUUGCUAUUCGUUUGUAAGAAGAGCACUACAGCGACUAGCUGGCCGCCGUUCUUUUCUGCCGUCAUGGAACAUGGGUACUCGAGUACAAUCACGCCCAUGUUCCUCCCGACCGGAACCACCGGCAGCAGACUUACCAAUUGAGUUGCGACGACUAGACGACGCUGUUCCACCAAGAUUGAUCACACAAUCUUCUGAAUCGUCCACGAUGAAGUCGAGAAGCCUCACCGACAUAGCGGAUAUGGAACGUCGAGCGCUUGUACGAUCACGGUCUAGUCUGCCCAGUCUGGUAAUUGAUGAAAAUGAUCCACCCUUAGAAGAAACCCCAGUACUAGAGAUUAACGAGCCGCGAAAGAAGCCGCGGCUUGUUAAACAAAAGAAAUCCAUAAACGAAGAUGACGCAGAUGAAGAUCUCGAUAAGCCCACAGAUAUGAAAAGUCUUGUCGAAGAAAUGCCUAAUUUCAAGAUACAUACUUAUAGAUUACAAUCCAAAAAGCCCGGUGUAUUCAAACAGACAUCACUUAAUGAAGAAUUAAUGUCAGUGGAAAGAUUGAGAGAAAAAGAACGUCUACGAAAAAACAUACAAAAACAAGCUUCUUUAAACGAAGAGUACUUAUAUCGACGUCCAGGAGCGUUGGACUCAAUUCGAGAUUCAAUUUUUUCUACAUCGGCGACGACUGCAAAAAAAUUUCAAUCUCUAAAAAACGGCCUCACUAGUAAGUUCAAAACGUCGACAACGAAUAUAGAUAAAGUAACCGUGUUCGUGAGAAUGCUUCAGGGCUGGAAAAAUCACGGACCGGUACCAGAAGUUCCUACGCCUAAUGAUAAUAAUUCAGGAAAUGAGAAAAUUUACCCGGAACGACGACAUUCUAAAGAAGACGGGUCAGAUUCAUCAAAAGAUAGCAGUCUUCAAAGUGAUACUAGUGUUGAUUCAGAAGACAGCUUUGCAUCUGUAAUAUAUGUUCCUAAAGCUGAUGGAUCCGGAGAUCCACUAUCACCGACUCCACUUUCCCCAGGGCCAACAUCGCCGCGGUUAAAAGUAUCUUCAGUUCCUACCUCUCCAAGAAUGAAAAGUUCGCCAGGAUUACCUUCUCCGAGGAUUAAACAAGCUUUUCCGCUAAUACGUCCACCACCAUCACCAAAUUCAGUUCAAGCUCCAACAGCCGUUAAUAAAAUAUUAGUUGCUCAAUACAGUUUAAAGAAUUACUCAACAAGUACGGUUUGUGCUGUUCCUUUGAAACCUCAAUCGAAGAGUCAACCAAAUUCUCCGCCAAAAUCUGAAUCUGAUGAAAAUAUACUUAAAUCGGAACUUAUACCAAUAAUAAAUAAAAAUAUAUCUGUGGAGGUAUUCGAAGAAAUUGACCCUAUUCCUCCUAUAAAAGAAGAGGAAGAAACACCAACGGAAGUAACAAAAGAACUUAUAGCAGAAAUCAAUAAAGACAUAGAAGAAAUACACAAACUAACAGCUGAAACUAAUCAACUUAAACCCAGAGUUAUUCUACAGGAUGUGAAACCAUACCCAAAAAUAACAUUACAAACAGUUGCAGAAUUACCCGAAAUACCUCAAUUUAAACAAAAAGUGCCAAAUAAACCUUCUACAGUUGACACUUUAGACUCAAGAUCUGUGGAAAAGAAAAGAAAAGAGAGAAUUCGACAAAUAAAAGAAAUGCUGAAUAAAGGUAUUCCCCCUGUAAAUAUAAAUAGGAGACAACACUUUCCAAUAGUUCGCACUACAAGUAAAGCAGAACCGAUUGCUAAAAGUCGACCUACAUUAAUGUCAUUAGAACUUUUUAACCCAGCAACGGAUGAUGUAGACAGCGACUCAAGUGGCGUAUCUUCACCAGACUCAAUCGACAGUGUUAUAAGUGUUGUACCUGAUGAACUCCGCAAAACUGCAGUAGAAAAAGAUUUACCAACCCUUGUCUUAGAAGGAAAUAAAGAAGGACCCACCACGGAGAAGACGUCUUGUACAUCUACAGCCCCACAAAGUCUGAUAGAGGCUGCAGCAGAAGUAGCUCAUUCCCUAGAUGAAGCUUGUGAAACAGUCAUUCAGUGUAGUCCAAGAUCUAAAAGACGACAUUUAGAAAAACUUGAAAGUGCGGACGCUAUUGCCAUCAUUCAAGGUAACUCAAGUAGCAGCAGCAGUAGUUGGAGCCUGAACAAACUUUCGCCAGGUGAUUUGAGAUUAUUGGAAGAUAAGUCUAGAUCUCAAUCGCAUACCAGCUCCAGUGGUAGUUCUUCUAGUCUAGAACGUCUCUCACCAGGAAGAAGGUCAAAAGAUCGGUCACCGAAACAAGGUAGUACUAGCAACUCUACAUGGAGUUUGAAUAGGUUAUCACCAAAUAGACCCGAAGGACGUUCUCUAGAUGAGAACUUAAGUAAAAGCCAUCGAAGCCCUACAAGAUUGCCUUAUGACUCGGUAUCGAUAUCAAGCACCGAUUCGGAAAAGUCCAUUUCAAAAUCUGAAAGUUUUAAUAGGAUUCAAAAUGAACCUUUAAUAACUUGUAAAUCAGAUAUGUUAGCAAAAGAAGAUGAUUGGGUAACGAAUCAACAGGAUAGAAAUCAACAUCUGACAGAAUUUGCUGAAAAAUUGAGUGAAAAAUUAUUACAAGAAAUAGACCAAUAUUCUAAGCGUAUAAACGAAGAAGAUUUCGAUUUGCCAAGCAGCAGUAGCAGUGAAAAAAGUAUCUCUCUCAGACUAAAACGAGAAGAGGAAGACAGGAAUACACAAAAAAUAUUAGAUGAACUUUCCGACAGUUUACAGCACUUAGAAGAUCCAUACAUAAAUAAACUGAGUAAUGAAAUGCAAGGUUUAAACAAACUGAGCGCUGAAAUUCAGGAGAGAACUAAAUACAUAGCAUCUAUGAACGAUACACAAGAGACUGAUAUCAACAAACUGUUCCCUAAAUGUGGUACUAAAACAAAAAGCAAAAAGAGAUCAAAAGAUGUGGACCCAAUUAUUAACAAAUACAGAGAACUAAAAAAGUCAAUGAAAGUUACUAGCGAUGAAGAUAUAUUGCUUAAUAAUUGUACUAAUAUACAAUAUAAUAUAAAAUCAUUAGUAGAUGAAAAAUUACCUGAAACUGAAAUAAAAAAUCCGGAUGAUGACAGUGCUAUAUCAUCAAGUAAUGGGAACCCUGAGAUUACCAUUGAUUCCGGUGCUUAUGACACCAGCCAAUCACUUGAAACGGGAUACUCAUUAGAAUCAGAAAUAAGCGUAGACUCUCUAUGUACCAGCACUGACAAAAGAUCUUCGCUAAAGGUUGGACAGUCAACCGAUUCCAGUGAUUUGGAUAAAAUGGAAAUAAGCCCAGAAUCUAUAACAUCAAGGUCUAGUACAAGUACCGCACCUUUAAAAUCAGGCUUCUCAAUAGAAUCAAGUGAUACAUCCGCCGGUAGUGAUUGGAGUAGGCGAGACAAGACAGGAAGUACAGCGUCUCUCGGUUGUGCUAGUUUAGCUUCACUCCCGUCUUAUAGCGAAUGCUCGAAAGAUAGAAAAUCACUGGAAACCCGGUCAUCGUCCGAAGAUACAGCUACAGUGCCGGCUAUUCCCUCCCGCGCUGUACCGCAUGCACCUCUUCUUCCAUCAUUAAGUGACGGUUCAGAUAGCCUACCCUCAGAAGGAGGUGCAGUCACAUACCACAGAUAUUACCAUGUGUUCAAGAGAGGAGAAUUGGAUCAACUUAUAGAGAAAUAUGUGGAAAGUCUUCAUGUCGUAUCGUCAUACUACGAUCAGGCCAGUUGGUGUGUCGUAGCAGAAAAAGUACAAGUGUGGACCAUUUAG
This is a messenger RNA of Achroia grisella, 4473 nucleotides long. It is a transcript of the gene fid, whose product is annotated as protein piccolo. The transcript is spliced from 6 exons. The record is from RefSeq and is a predicted model, not a curated record. Gene Ontology annotation, molecular function: tRNA binding; S-adenosylmethionine-dependent methyltransferase activity. NCBI's taxonomy places the organism in Eukaryota, Metazoa, Arthropoda, Insecta, Lepidoptera, Pyralidae. Gene Ontology annotation, cellular component: nucleus; cytoplasm. Gene Ontology annotation, biological process: tRNA wobble uridine modification. Bases 1 to 4473 code for a protein of 1490 amino acids.